Sorghum bicolor (sorghum) is the source of this 929-nucleotide messenger RNA. Its product is annotated as nucleosome-remodeling factor subunit BPTF-like. The transcript has a single exon. The coding region runs from base 247 to 579 and encodes 110 amino acids. The record is from RefSeq and is a predicted model, not a curated record. NCBI's taxonomy places the organism in Eukaryota, Viridiplantae, Streptophyta, Magnoliopsida, Poales, Poaceae.
AAAUACUCCCUCCGUCGUCCCAACGCGGUUUCGUGCCUUCAUGGAAGCUUCGUGAUGAUAUCGACUUGCUCACUACAAUCCCACACUGUAACACAUAAAGCUGCCCUAGCUAUAGCUCGAUGUGUGGCUGUGGCCUGUGGGCCGUGUAUAUAGCAACACCCCACUCGGAAGCCGCCUCACCGGCGGCGAGCUGCCAGCAGCCUGCCACUGCCAAAUCUCUAGAACCGUACCGGUGAUCCUCCGUCCAUGGAAGGCGCGAACGACGACGGCGCCACACCGCGUCCAGCGGCUGAUCGAGGCAAGGAGGAGAAAGCGCCAGCCCCACCACCACCGCCACCGCCGCCGAUCUUAGGCGAGCUCAACGGCGGGCACCGCCGAGGGCAGAGGAGGCCGCUCCGCCGCCGCGUCCGCGUGAGCCUCCGCGCUCUCGCCAUACUGACGAUGGCCGCGGCCGCGUGCCUUGUCGUCGCGGAAGCUCUCCUCGCCGUGCCGCCCCCUUCGGCGGCUCCGUGGAUCUUCACGGCCUUUGUCCUCUGGAUCAUCGGCAAAGGGCUGCUCUUCCUUUCGUUCAUGAACUGAUGACACACGUGCAGUCGGCUGUAUGUGUGUGUGUAUAUGCUCGCCCGCGCGCGCGUGCCGGAGGGUUGCAUGCCGGUUGCCGUACGUACACGUGCAGUGGCGGAUGCGAUCGGCAGCAAUAGCUCUGGCAUUUGGGGGUCUCUCGUCUCUUAUUCCUCCUCGGCAUCCUCUUGUCGAUCGAUCUAGAGGCUAGAGCUAUAUAUUGCCGCCGGUACAUCACUGUAUCUUUUCUUUUCCUUGCGCAGGUUAAUAAAAGACUCUUUACAUGUAGCGCGCCGACUAUAGAGUAUGUAUCUUGUUCAUCUUUUCAUCGGAUCUUUGCAUGAAUUCAUACAGCAAAUUGAUAUGUA